ACUCAGGCUCAUGUCUGGUACAUUCCCUGCCUCCUCUUUAGCAAAAAAAAAGAUGUCUUGGUUCUGUGUGGUUGACCACUGCCCCGUCAAAAAGGCACCUGAAAUUGAUGAAAGAUAUUCAUAUCAUCUGGGAGUUUUAAAAGUUAGCACACUAUCUUUGGUAUGAUACGUUUGGCGCAGAGUUUUCUGCGGAUCGCGCAGCGCUUCAGAUUGGCUGCUACAAGUUUGAAGUCGAAGCGCGUUUCGGAUGAGAAUACGCCUGGAAAUGGGGGAUCAGCGCCGACGGCACUCAGAAUGGAUAUAACUACUAUCACCAUCCUCUCGCCGAACUCAUCCGCGGAUACUAAUGGCACGAGCGCGCCUAGACCCCCGCCGCAUUCACAGUACGUUGCGGUGCUCAUCAUUCUCGUGGUUACCGUAAUUAUCUUGGUGACCAUAGUGGGUAACGUUUUAGUGGUGGUGGCCGUUUUCACCAGCCGCGCGCUGCGUGCGCCACAGAACCUCUUUCUGGUCUCUUUGGCGUCUGCUGAUAUUUUGGUGGCCACUUUGGUUAUUCCGUUCUCCCUAGCCAAUGAAGUGAUGGGCUACUGGUAUUUUGGAAGCACCUGGUGUGCAUUCUACCUGGCUUUAGACGUGCUCUUCUGCACGUCAUCCAUUGUGCACCUUUGCGCCAUAAGUUUGGACCGCUACUGGUCUGUCACCAAAGCGGUCAGCUACAACCUAAAGAGAACCCCGCGGAGAAUAAAGUUCAUGAUCACGGUGGUGUGGGUCAUCUCGGCCGUGAUUUCCUUCCCACCGCUUCUCAUGACCAAACACGACGAGCUGGAGUGUUUGCUGAACAACGAGACCUGGUACAUCCUCUCCUCCUGCAUGGUGUCGUUUUUUGCGCCUGGUCUCAUCAUGAUUUUGGUGUACUGCAAGAUCUACAGGGUGGCCAAACAGCGCGCGUCCACCGUGUUCGUGGCUAAGAACGGGAUGGAGCGACAGCCUUCCCAAUCCGAGACCUGCUUCGUGCGUAAAGGCAAGUCAGAUAUGGAGAGCCCCAGCAGCCACAGCUCAGGCAGCCGAGAGCGCAAAGGCGAACUCGACGACAUCGAUCUGGAGGAGACGUGCGUCUCCAACAGACAAAGAAACUCGCGCUUCGCCAAGAGCAGGAAGGUAGAAGGGGCACACGCGUGUCCAAAGCAAAAUGGACGUCUCUCUUGGGCAUGUAGUCGCGCGUCGGACGUCGAUCAGGAGCCGAAGGCGCGUCAGCUGUCUUUGUCCAAGUCCAAACUGGCACAGAUGCGAGAGAAGCGCUUCACCUCCGUGCUGGCUGUGGUUAUGGGGGUGUUCGUGCUCUGCUGGUUUCCUUUUUUCUUUACGUACAGCCUUCAUGCCAUAUGCCGAGAAAGUUGCCCAAUACCGGAUUCAAUGUUUAAUCUCUUUUUCUGGAUUGGUUAUUGCAACAGUUCUGUGAACCCCAUAAUUUACACCAUUUUCAAUAGAGACUUUAGGAAAGCGUUCAAGAAGAUAAUGUGCAAGCAUUCUAUACGCACGUAAAUGCACACACAUAUGUGUAUGGGUCAAUGACAAAUAAAAGUGUCAGAGAGGGAAUCUAAUAUAUCAUAAAAUAUAAUAUAAUAAAAUAUUAUACACUGUAAAAAGUGGUAAAUAUAAAAAUAUUUAGGUUUAAUCAACAUUUUUUUAGGUUACCAUUUUUUUCAGUGUAUAAUAUAUAAAUAUAUCUGCCUUAAAAAAAUGUAAAGUGGUUUAAUCAUUAAAUAAAAGCUACUAAAAUUAUUUCCUUGCACACUGAAUAUGCAUAGAUAUAUUAGUAUAUAAAAAGCUUUCAAAUCGUUUUCAAACAUAAUUUUUAUUAUGAUAGAAUUUUGAUUAAUGAAUAUCAUAGCGUUCUUAGAGGCUGACCCCAUUGGACCUAAACAAAUCAUCUUAACACACAGUAGUACGAGUUUUAUGGUUUUCUUGGCACAUGAAAACAGAAUGUCUUUCUGCAUAUUACACCAUGUUACACCGCAAUAAUAAUAAUAAUAAUAAUAAUAAUAAUAAUACAAAUUAAAAAACUGCUUCCAUUGUUAUUUUGAAGUGAAAGAUAUAAUUAUCUUCUAAUUCUCUUAGUAGUUUGUUUUAUAGUCUCCAGCUGGUUACACCACUUUGACA
Carassius gibelio (silver crucian carp) is the source of this 2160-nucleotide messenger RNA. Its product is annotated as alpha-2Db adrenergic receptor-like. Gene Ontology annotation, molecular function: alpha2-adrenergic receptor activity. Gene Ontology annotation, cellular component: membrane. The transcript has a single exon. Lineage: Eukaryota; Metazoa; Chordata; Actinopteri; Cypriniformes; Cyprinidae. The record is from RefSeq and is a predicted model, not a curated record. Bases 163 to 1542 code for a protein of 459 amino acids. Gene Ontology annotation, biological process: regulation of vasoconstriction; regulation of smooth muscle contraction; adenylate cyclase-activating adrenergic receptor signaling pathway.